CGCACAGAGCCGCACAGAGCCGCACACAGUCCGGGGAUGCGGGACUCUGCAGCUAGCACAAAGAGAAAAGAAAGUGGCAGUCUGUCCUCAAACCAGCACUGGGCUUUGACUUAAAGAGUAAAAGUCUAACCUGCCCGCCUGGCUGCCACUGACAGUGCAACAGAAGAAGUGCCCACCACUUGGCGACACCUUGAGAAGUACCAAGAAGGAAAUUGGAUUCCUAUUUGACACACUUUCACACGUUAUUUGGCGUCAUUUCACCUGCUUUCUCUGGACAGGGACGCACGGUGUCCAGGUUGGCCGGAGAGUGGACACCGACAGCGAUUGUCCAUCAGGAGGUGACCGCCGACCUCCCGCAUCUCGCCACGUCUCUCCUCCACUCCGCUCCACGCCGCUCCGUCCUCCACUGUCCCCUCACAGAUGGUGUGAAAGCCGCGAAAGGCAGCGCCGGACUACCCCCCUCCCUCACCGCCACAAGGGAGGCGCGCAACCACUUUGGCACCGAACUCCGAUCGAGCAUCCGGCCGCCCAGUGCUGCGCCACGGCCGGUCACCGCAGAGCACCGGAGCCGCUGCUCGCUGGAGGGAGAUCCGUUACACGGAGGUCAGUCCGAGGGCCACAUCUGGGGCCAGUGCAGAGCGGUCAGUUUGGGGUGGCAGGCGUGCGGUCGGUUUUGGGGGCAGUUUGCGGCCGGUGUAGAGGAGCAGCAGCAGCAGGAGGAGAGCCGACCCUUCCAGCGCCGCUCUCCGGGCGAUGCCAGUGUAAAUGCCAGGGCGAUGUCCCGACGCAAGCAGGGGAACCCGCAGCACCUGUCCCAGAGAGAAGUAACAUCGGACAUUGAGCAUCCAGAUGGCAGCCUGCUCUCCGACUCUCUAUCCCUCCACCCACUCCGCCUGCCCUCUCACCCGCUUGGCCUACCUCCCCACCCGCUGGACCCAAGUCUGGCCCACGCCCUGCCACCCAGCCUUCACGCUGACCACGACCUGCUGACCUGCGGCCAGUGCCAGCUGACCUUCCCGCUGGGCGACAUCCUCCUCUUCAUUGAGCACAAAAAGAAGCAGUGCCAAACACCGCUGCUGGCCAAUGGCUGCUACGAUAAGAUGACCGACCGGGGAGGAGGAGGGAGUCCCACUCUGCAGAACCUUCAUCACCAAGCACAGCAGGGGGAGCUGAGGAAGGUCGUGGAGCCGGUGGAGAUUGGCAUCCAGGUGACACCAGAGGAGGAGGAGGAGAUGGGAAGAGGUGAGAGGGGAGGGAGGACACCCAUCAAAGGAAUUUGCCCCAAGCAGGAGAACACACCAGCAGGUGGCAGGGAUGAGCCUUCCAGUUAUAUAUGUACCACAUGUAAGCAGCCCUUCCCCAGUGCCUGGUUCCUGCUGCAGCAUGCCCAGAACACCCACGGCAUUCGCAUAUACCUGGAGUCCAAUCCCUCCAGCACUGCCCUCACCCCGCGCAUCACUAUGCCUCCACCUAUGGGCAACGACUCCAUCCCGCAGUCCCCUCUCACCAACUUUCUUGGGGACAACAACCCCUUCCAUCUGCUUAGGAUGGCGGGCCCCCUGCUCCGGGAGCCUCCUCCAGGCUUCAUGGAGAACCGCCUUCCCAACACACCUCCAUUCGUCAGCCCGCCUCCCCGUCACCACCUGGACCCCCAUAGGCUGGAACGCCUUAGUGCAGAGGAAAUGGGCCUCAUCUCACAGCACCCCAGUGCCUUUGAGAGAGUGAUGCGGCUCACGCCCAUGGCCAUGGAGUCCCAGUCAAUGGAUUUCUCCAGGCGGUUACGUGAAUUGGCGGGGAACAACAACAGCACCACUCCACCACUGUCACCCAGCAGAGCCAACCCUAUGCACCGACUGCUGAACCCCAACCCCUUCCAGCCCGGGCCCAAAUCACCCUUUCUGAGCACCCCUCCCCUACCACCCAUGCCCCCAAACAGCACCACCCCUCCCCAGACACAGAAUAAGGUCAAAUCCUGUGAGUUCUGUGGCAAGACCUUUAAGUUCCAGAGCAACUUGGUGGUGCAUCGGCGCAGCCAUACUGGAGAAAAACCAUACAAGUGCCAGCUGUGUGACCACGCCUGCUCCCAGGCAAGUAAGCUCAAGCGCCAUAUGAAGACCCACAUGCACAAGGCUGGAUCACUGACAGGGCGCUCAGAUGAUGGACUGUCCACCACAAGCUCCCCAGAGCCAGGCACCAGUGAUGUCACAGGGGAGGGCAUGAAGAAUCGCGAUGGGGACUUCCAGGGGGAAGGUAAUGAGGAAGAAGAUGAAGAGGAGGAAGAGGAGGAACUUGAGAAUGAGAGUCGACCAGAAUCCAACUUCAGCAUGGAGUCUGAGUUCUACCGAAACAGGGAGAAUGGCUCUAAACCCCCCUCAGAGGAGAAGUCAUCACUAUCUCUUGAGAAGAUGGUGGAAGGUGGGGGGCUCCACUCUAUACAGCAGUACAAUAAUUUGAUAGUUGACAAUCGUAAAAGGAUGCCCUUCUCCAAGAGGGGCUCAGAUGGCCAGCGGGACACUGGGGAUGAGGAUUCAGUGGCUGGGGAGAUGGACCACAACCAGCAGGAAGAGAGGACAACCAUUAAUGGCCGGAACUGUGGCUCUGGCGACUCAUUCUCAGGCCUGUUUCCCCGUAAGCCAACCCCUAUCACCAGCCCCAGCCUGUCCAACUCCUCAAACAAGCGCAUCAAGAUUGAGAAGGACUUGGACAUUCCCCCAGCGCCCCACAUUCCCUCUGAGAACGUCUACUCCCAGUGGCUCGUGGGCUAUGCUGCCUCACGCCACUUCAUCAAAGACCCUUUCCUAGGCUUCACUGACUCCAGACAAUCGCCCUUCGCAACCUCCUCUGAGCACUCGUCUGAGAACGGCAGCCUGCGGUUCUCAACGCCUCCGGGUGACCUGCUGGAUGGAGGCCUGUCGGGCCGCAGCGGCACCGCCAGCGGAGGCAGCACUCCUCAUCUGGGUGGAGGUCCAGGCCGGCCCAGCUCCAAGGAUGGCAGGAGAUGUGACACCUGUGAAUACUGCGGCAAGGUGUUCAAAAACUGUAGCAACCUGACGGUGCACCGGCGCAGUCACACUGGCGAGAGGCCCUACAAGUGUGAGCUGUGCAACUAUGCCUGUGCCCAGAGCUCCAAGCUCACACGCCACAUGAAGACACAUGGCCAGCUUGGUAAGGAGGUCUACCGCUGUGACAUUUGCCAAAUGCCCUUCAGCGUGUACAGCACUCUGGAAAAACAUAUGAAAAAGUGGCAUGGAGAACAUUUGAUGACCAAUGAGGUCAAAAUUGAACAAGCAGAGAGAACCUAAACCAGAUUCUCUUUUUCCAUACUCUGCGCCACACUUUGACUUAAAAAAAAAUAAAUGGGGUAGCUGGAUACUCUUUUUCUGAAAUGUUAAUUUUGGGUUAAUUUUGUGUUUUUAAGAAACUGCCAACUGAGAAAAAAAAAUGAAAACAGAGAUCCUAACACCAUUUGAAGCUGUCUAAACUGCCUCAUUUGGAGUUCCUUUUUACAAUCAGUCAGUUGAGUUAUAACAUGUGUGGAGCCUUUAACUGUGCAAUAAUUUCUGUAUUUAUUGGAUUUUGUAUUUUGGCAUGUGCAGGUACAUUAUUAUUUAGGCAUUUCUUUAAAUUUUGUUUUACUUUAAAUUUGUGUUACUCUGUUUUUUAAAAACCCACAUGAUAUCCUGAGAUUUUUUUAGAAGACAAAAGUCAAUUUUGAGUAAUCUUUUUUGGCCGCUGCUUGUAGGAAAUUGUAUAUUAAGCUAUUAAGUGAUUUCUUGAAGACAAGCUGAAUUCAGUCUUCAAUUUGAAAGUGGCGUUAUCUCAGAAUGCUAGAAUUAGUCUAUUUUGUGUGAUGAAGAUACGCGGACAACAAUCCUUUGGCACUGUAGCAUGAACUAAGUUUAAAACAUGUUAAUAUAAUUGGAUAUGUAGCACUGAGCGUCAUAUUUGACAUUAAAUCAAAGAGGAUCCCAAGGUUCAAAAACCCUGUCUCCUCCUGAAAACAUCAUUCCAGCCACAAGAUUCUAGAUAAGGCAGCUGCUGACUGGUAUGUCGUACCAAGCCCUGACUACGCUAUGACAACCGUCCCUCAUUUUACUACCCCCACCCCCCAUCUUAUCAACACUCAUACAUCCAUGUAUUAUAUUUUGCAUGCAGCCAUAUGACUGAGGCUAUAUUAUUUAUUUGGAGUAAUGUGAGCAUGAAGCCAUGCAAUAUGAGUAUGCGUUCAGAUAGAUAGAAGAAUGAAACAAAAGAGUUAGCACAGGGGCAUCUCAGGGUAAACUAUACUACUUUUCUUGAUUUACCCAUUCAUUCCUUUGCUUUCAGAAGCAUUCCCAUUUCAACACGUUCUCAUCCCAAGUUGUCCCAUAUUGCAGCUUUGCAUUGGACUUCUGCAUCUAAAUAUUAUGCUUUAGGUAUCCUUCUUUUUGUUCGGUGGCAUGACGCUGCACAUGGUCAUGUUAAGACAACAAAAGCACGUGGCAACAAAUGCCAGAAUGUCAACAUACGCAUGAGCUGGCAAGGAUGGUUACGAUUAGGGGCAAAGGUAUAGAAAAAAACAUCACAUUCACACAGGAAUCAAACACUGGACUCCUGCAUCAAAGUCUGGGUUUGUUUGAUGCAUCCAUCUCCCUUCUCGCCCGCCUAACGGGCACCCUCAUGCUCCUUAUAUUUCAUCGUUACCAGCAGCAUUUCAACCUGACACUAUCAGUUUACGUCUAGUCCCCC
Molecule: messenger RNA, 4728 nt
Organism: Plectropomus leopardus (leopard coralgrouper)
Lineage: Eukaryota; Metazoa; Chordata; Actinopteri; Perciformes; Serranidae
Gene: bcl11ba
Product: BCL11 transcription factor B a
Biological process (GO): positive regulation of transcription by RNA polymerase II
Cellular component (GO): nucleus
Molecular function (GO): DNA-binding transcription factor activity; RNA polymerase II cis-regulatory region sequence-specific DNA binding
Source: RefSeq, a predicted model, not a curated record